This is a messenger RNA of Diatraea saccharalis (sugarcane borer), 2375 nucleotides long. NCBI's taxonomy places the organism in Eukaryota, Metazoa, Arthropoda, Insecta, Lepidoptera, Crambidae. The record is from the annotation of a GenBank genome assembly.
GGUAGAGGCGCAGGAAAUAUAAAUAAGCUUCAAAGUGCGUAUGUGAUUAGUAUUGAUUUAUUUAGGUCUCAAAUAGUCAGUUCUAGGUGCAUUAUCACGUCGUACCUGGUGUUAAUUAUUUUGAGAAAAUGACGGUGUUGACGAAAACAAACGAUUUGGUGAAGAAACCAGAAAUAAUAAAUACACCACUCGAGGUUGGUGCAGUGAGAUACGAUGUGACACAUCUAAGGCCUGAUAUGCGGCCACGAACCCGAGUGGUCGUAUACCGAUCGAGGUGUAGCAGCGCAAUGUUGGCCAUCUCUUUCGUUACCACCUUGCUGAUGCUCUUGGGCGCCAUUUUGGCACUUGUCUUCUUCAGCGAAACGAAAGUCUAUGUACCGACGCGUUAUAAGGGCUACUGCACUAUUCCGUUGGACAUGGCAAAGGUAAAGCGUUGUACUGAAUUGAAACAUGUCGAUGCACGUCUGACGGAAGAUAUACGGAAGUAUAAUAUGAAGCACGUUAGUUGAACAGACAUGUCGACUGCGCAGUAGCAUACUUUCGGGUCUCAAUUGGGUACGGGGAUCAAUCGGGGUUUGCGUAACCAUAGCAACGUAGUAUGCCGGAGACCGGAAACUGUGCAAGAGAUCGCCAUCAACUUACGUGUUGCGCAUUAUAUAUCAGUACGUUUUACGCACAGAUCGAUCAUCGGUUGAAUGUUUUAUUUUACAUAUGUUCGGUAUCGAUGGGUCAUAUGGAUAAAGCCUUAUACGUUUAUUGUGUAUUCAAAUGGCACGAGUAAAUAUAUGUCUCGUAAAUAGAAUUGGUUAAGUUAUAGGAGGAGCUCGAUGGCGCAAUGGUUAGCGCGUUCGAUCAGCAACAUGGUUAUUAAGAAAUUUUCGCAAGGGCCGGUCGUAGGAUGGGUGACCAAAAAUUUGUUAUUUAGAGCUCCUUUGGGCUUCGGAAGGCCAUUGGAGCCGUUGGUAAGCCAUCGGUACCGGCUUUAACUGCAGACGUUAACGCAUACCAAUCCACACUGUUGGCUUGUAGGUGGUCAUGGUCCAUUCUUCUUGUCCCAUUCUAUCUAUAGGGAAGGCUUGAUUCCCAACAGUGGGGACAUUAAAAAGCUGGAGAUGACGAUGAUGAUGAUGUGAUUAAGUAUAGGUAUUUGUUGACAUUUUCAGGCUUCGUCUCAAGUUCAGGAGGCGCCCAACGCGUACCGUGUGCCGCUACGCUGGAGUCCAGAGCCCCAGGUGACACUCUUCACCAAUAAUGAAGACCAGGACCCCGCCGGUGAAGUUUUGAACAGUCUAAUGGAACGAUUUGACAUCGAUGACAACGUAGAAAAGAUCUCCGUUGUUAACAGCGGCCAGAAUGUGGAAUUUAUUCACGAUUUCAAUGCUAACGCUACGGGUAAGAUGGAAUAUUCUUUUUUUGUUAUACUAUAUCUAAAACAUGUAAUACUGAAAAAUGCUUAAAAAAUCCACCUUGUCCCUGCUACUUCAAAAAUUCAUAAGUCCUGUAAGGUCCCGGGUAGCUCGGUGAUUAGAGCGGCCGCCCGGAUAGCACUAGAUAUUGGCUAGUUACUGGUUCGAGUGGUUUUUUAAGCAUUUUCCAUUAAAAAUAUUUUUAAGUAUAGCAUUGUGAAUGCAAAAUUAAUCAAAUAUAAUAUAUUAGAUGUUAUAAUUGUAUAUAUACUAGUCUUUAUAUUUGUAUAUAUACAUGUCUAUAUAUUAGAUGUUACAAUUGUAUAUAUACUAGUUGUGGUGGUGUAACUUUCCGUAGGUAAAAGAAUUUUCAUGAUCGGAUCAGUGUUUCCGAAGGUUACCACUACAAACAAACAAAGUUAGAUACUUUACCUCUUUAUAAUACUACAUAGUGUAGAAGUAAACAUAAUACUAAUUCAUAAUAAAAAUACUCAAAAAUAAUCUAACAACAUAAAUGCAAAUGCAAAGGUCAAACCAACUUUUGUCAUACCAACUUUUGUCAUACCGACAUAUAGAAAUAACAUAUCUUAUCAUAAUCCCAUCGCUCGUAUCGUGGACUCACAGCGGUGCUUCGUCAUGGAUUUGGACCCUGAGGCGGUGCUGUCGCCGGGUGUGUUCUUGCUGCACAUCGAGAACGGCGAGGAAUUCGACGUGAUGCGAGUGAAGCGCCGCCUGCGUGCACUGCUGCCCGCCGCCGUAGCAUCUUUGCAUCAGCUGAGUUCAGUGUUGGCUGAACACUGCGUAGAUCGACCCACCUACCACCUUGAGAACGACCAAUCCGAUAUUAUUCGUAAGCGUUCUGCCGAUGACCCGAAGCAGGAUUACUUGCACUUCGCCGGGAAACACCUCUUGGAGAUAUCAAUAGACAAUAUGGGCGAGUUGCUCGAGUAUGAAAAGGAGCAUGCCUAA